Messenger RNA from Aspergillus viridinutans, 915 nucleotides. RefSeq names its product Eisosome component PIL1/LSP1 family protein. The record is from RefSeq and is a predicted model, not a curated record. Gene Ontology annotation, molecular function: lipid binding. Lineage: Eukaryota; Fungi; Ascomycota; Eurotiomycetes; Eurotiales; Aspergillaceae. The transcript is spliced from 3 exons. Gene Ontology annotation, cellular component: eisosome filament; plasma membrane. Gene Ontology annotation, biological process: endocytosis; eisosome assembly; negative regulation of protein kinase activity. Bases 1 to 915 code for a protein of 304 amino acids.
AUGAUGAACCGAACGCUCUCCAUCCGAAAGAAGGAACCAGCCCGCCACCGGUUCAGCAUGUCCACCUUCCGCGGCCUGCAGGCGCCCGAGCUGAGCAAGAAGAUGAGCCGGCUCAUCAAGCAAGAGAACUCGGCCAUCUCAGCCCACGAGGCAGCCGGCCGCGAGCGCGUCAACAUCGCCGCCCAGCUCUCCGAAUGGGGCGAAGGCACCGAUGACGACGCCGUCUCCGACAUUUCCGACAAGCUCGGUGUGCUGAUGGCGGAGAUCGGUGAGCAGGAGGAUAACUUUGCGCAGAGCCUGGAGGAUUACCGGAGUCUCUUGAAACAGAUCCGGGAUACGGAGUCCUCGGUCCAGCCGUCGCGCGAUCAGAGGGCGAAGAUCGCGGAUGAUAUCCAGCGGCUGAAGCUGAAGGGGGACCAGAGCAAGGACAAGGUGGACGUUCUGGAGCAGGAGUUGGUGCGGGCUGAGGCUAAUAAUCUGGUUGCUGAGGCUCAAUUGACCAAUGUGACCAGACAGAAGCUCAAGGAGGCUUUUGAUAUCCAUUUGGCCGCAGUCAUUGAGCGCGGAGAGAAGCAGAUUCUGCUCGCGCGUCAUGCUCGCCGUCUCCUCAACUACCUCGACGACACCCCAAUCGUCCCUGGUGACGCACGACAGGCCUAUGAGCAUGCCGAUGCAGCGAAGCAGAUCCUUGAGGCUGCCGAGAAUGACCUAAAGUCAUGGGAGAGCACCGUCGAACCCAUCCACACCUCUGCAGGAGAGACCACUGGUGCUGGUAGAGACCAGGAAGGUCAAGGAGAAUCUGGGUUAACUGGAGCCGCUGGUAAUGCCAACGAAACUGGCACCGACGGCGCGAAGCAGGAUCAGCCACAGGUCUCCGGCGCUACCGGAACGCAGCCUGUCGCUGUUCCAUACUGA